AUGAUGCCACGUAUUUUGCCAGAAGCUAUAGCUCUCAAAACCAAUCAUACUCUAAUUCUCAAGGGGGAUCACCUAGUCAAAAAUUCUCUCCCCCAUCUUCAGGGAAAGAAAGAUACUGAUCUGAGAGUAGAACAGAGGUGGCUAGUACAAACAGGAGAGCAAAGGGAUAAGUCUGCACCACAAAUCAGUACAGCCAAUAAAGCCUCCUCGGCCACUGUACCUCUCCUGGUGGGAUCAUCUUCAGGGACCAUCAAGCUCUCACAGAAACAAGUAGAGAAUACAGAAAAGGAAAUUGAAGGUGAAAUGGAAGUGGAGGAAGAGGAAAAUUCUUUGCCAAUUGGAGAAGAAAUGGGCGAGGAGGAAGCUAUCAAUAUCAGCAGUAAGCAAGGUGAAACAAGAACAUGGAAGAGAAACCGUAAACAAGAGAGCAGACCCAAAAGCACUCAAGCAAGCAAAGGAAGUGAAGAGUCUCCUUCUCAGCCAAAGAGAGGGAGACAAUCUGGGUCAAAGUCUUGCAGAGACAUAGACAUCACUUCCGAAAAGAAGUCAGAGAUGGAGCUAACACUAGGCUGGGAGCUGAUCCUUGGGUCCCAGGAAUUCAGUCUGUCAUUACUAAACCUAUCAACCCUGCUGAGACCCAGUUGCAUUGGGUGA
This is a messenger RNA of Striga asiatica, 654 nucleotides long. The record is from the annotation of a GenBank genome assembly. NCBI's taxonomy places the organism in Eukaryota, Viridiplantae, Streptophyta, Magnoliopsida, Lamiales, Orobanchaceae.